This is a messenger RNA of Serpula lacrymans var. lacrymans S7.9, 824 nucleotides long. RefSeq lists its product as uncharacterized. The record is from RefSeq and is a predicted model, not a curated record. NCBI's taxonomy places the organism in Eukaryota, Fungi, Basidiomycota, Agaricomycetes, Boletales, Serpulaceae. The transcript is spliced from 4 exons. The annotation marks the transcript as partial.
ACUGCACUCCAUCUUUACACCCCCCAUCUAUGGGUAAAAAUCAGUGGCUGGUUCUCCAACUGCACAGCUCUUUUCUCACACAACCCAUCACUCCUCGUCCUCAAUGCAAGGCUAAACCAUGACUCCCUGUGAGAAAUCAUCAACCAGCCUUGAUGAGUAUCGCUCAUGCUGUACGUACUUUCUUUUCUCGGUACAUUUCACAAAACAUGCAAAAUCGUAUGUCAUUUGCGCUUCUUCUGUCUUCGAUCGAACCCAACUCGCUACCGACUCCGGCACUCUGUCGGCCGCGGCCUGUCAAUUUACUUCCUCUCCGGCCCUUCCCGGCCCUUUCCCCUCCCCAUUCGGAACCGCUCUCCCAUUCCAGUCACUGCGUCCGUACAGCGUCCUUCUUUUCGAACAAUGUCUGCAGCACCACAGCAGAUAAGCACAGAUACGGAGGCACCCAUCCCCAUCACCGCUUCCUCCAAUGGCAAACUAUCAGGAAAACCUUGGAAGGCACUAAAAACAGCAACCGUUCGCUCCCAAUGCUCCAUCGGUCACAAGGCAAAGAGCUGGCAGGACAGAAUGGAGAAGACAAAGAAAGAACACGCUAUCAAGAAGCUCGAGACAGAGCUGAAAGACGAGAAAAAAGCCGACAUUAAACGGAGACGAGACAUCACCCUCGCACGAAGGAACGCCGCAGAGGAGCGUCUUAGACUCGAAGAAGAAAAGGCAAAAGAUGGGUGCAAGAAAAGCCGCCAGGCUGAGACGGAGAGCCGGAAGGACAAAGAAGAUAAACGGUUGAUACACUCCCUCUCUCGCAUCACCGCCGACCAUGCCUCUUU